AUGCUCGUGUCCACGUUGCCGCCGAUGACCCUGCACCCAGAUCUAAGUGUGUUAGAUUUGAGCCUUUUCAACUCAAUUCAAGCGUUGCAACAGACCAUGGAAUGCCAGACGAUCGAUGACCUGGUGCAUGCUGUGGAGAAGUCCUACCACGACUUGUCUCCGAAAACGUUGGGAAAGUCGUUCUGUACCCUGCAGCGCGCCAUGCAAGCCGUCGUCAAAGCGAAUGGUGACAAUAGUUACAAGAUCCCUCGAAGUAAAGACAAAGAUGACGACAUGGCUACGUUGGAGCAGUUGGACCGGCGAAUUGAAGAAGAGAGCCGUCUGGACGAAUUGAGUGAGCUUGUCAACCUCAUUGCGGUCUAA
Messenger RNA from Aphanomyces invadans, 363 nucleotides. RefSeq lists its product as hypothetical. The transcript has 2 exons. The coding region runs from base 1 to 363 and encodes 120 amino acids. The record is from RefSeq and is a predicted model, not a curated record. Gene Ontology annotation, molecular function: nucleic acid binding. Lineage: Eukaryota; Oomycota; Saprolegniomycetes; Saprolegniales; Verrucalvaceae.